AAAGCUCUAACUUCCGGGAAUCAACCGAUCCGUUUGUUGAGUCGUGUCCCGAGGUUUUACUAUAAAAAAAACAACAACAAAAAGCUGCUCUACCCCCACAUAUUGAAGCUCGAGAAGUGAGAGGUUUAAUGUGAGGCAUUCGUGCUAAAAGAAUCCAACAUGUCGGUGGUUUUUGACGGUAGUCCGCUGAAAGCGACUCAGAGCUCUCAGAGCCACACCGCGCAGACUCAGACCGGUCUGAGCUCUCAGGAACUUUCCCAGGAGAUCAAGUCCUUCAUCAGCGGCGUCGACGCCGCUCAGGGCCGGAAGCUCAGCGUCAGGGAGCACGCCCGCUGCGCUGUGCGGCUGCUGCGCUCGGUCCCCGCCUGCCGAGAAGUGGUGCUGGAGCAUUUGAGGGGCGUGUACAACGAGCACGUGUCCGCGUUCCUCCACAGCCUGGAGACGGACGGCAGCUCCAGCUCUGGAGGGAGCUCCAAUCUGGAAGACAUCAUACAGGAGGUUCAUGGCGUGCUGUCGGAGUUCAUCGGCCUCAACCCCCGAGCCUGGGCCCCCCUGGUGUCCGCCUGGGCCGUGGACCUCCUGGGACAGCUGAGCAGCAAGCACGCCGAGCGCAGGGUGGCCCCCCACGCCUCCAGCCUCAACGAGCUGCUGCAGCUCUGGAUGUCCUGUGCCGCCACCCGCUCCCUCAUGGAGGCCUACUCCCAGUGCCUGGCCGCCAUGCUGGCCUGGUGCCCCGACGCCUGCGUGGACGCGCUGCUGGACACGUCGGUUAAACACUCGCCGCAUUUCGACUGGGUGGUCGCCCACAUCGGCUCCGCCUUCCCAGGAACCAUCAUCAGCAGAGUGUUGGCGUGCGGGCUGAAGGACUACUGCUCCCACGGCGCCAAGGACCAGGGCCUGCUGGGGGACAAAGGGAGCAGGGUGCCGAAGAUCGGCUCUGUGGUGGGGAUCCUCGGACACCUCGCCGCGCAUCACUCUGAAAGCAUCAGGAAGGAGCUGCUCAGGAUGUUCCAGGAGAGCUUGACUCCGUCGGCGACUCUUUCGUCCGCGUCGUCCUCGGCGUCCUGGGAGAGUUCCCCCCAGCUCCGGCGAGCCGCGGUUCCCUUUCUGCUGCAGUUGGCCGCGAUGUCUCCGAACCUCUUCGGCGCCGUGUCUGCGGAGCUGGUGGAGCUGCUGAGGCCUCCUGUUCUACUCCAGCUGCAGGCUCUGCUGCAGGGCCUCCCCAGGGAGGAGCUGGACAACCUGCUGGGGCUGGCGGUCCACCUCAUCAGCCAGAGCCCGUCAGGCGGGGCGCGGGUCCUCAGGUUCCUGGCGGACACGGCGACUCCGGCUUCGGUCAUCAUCUCCGGCCCGACGCCUUCGCCUCACGAGGGAGUCCGAGAAGGCUGCGACCGCCUCCUCCAGACGCUGCUCCUGCACCUCCACAAGCUGGUCUUCAACCGCUCGGACGGAGCAGAGGUCAGCCUCCUGAACCCGUCCUCCUCUCAGACUCAGAGGGUCAUCCCCUUCCUGGAGGAGCUGCGCUCUCACGUGGGUCAGCUGUGCGCCGAGACGCUGCGCCUGGAGAGGAAGCGUCACCUGUGGCUGCACCAGCUGCUGUGCCUGCUCUCAGUCUACGGGGGUCCCAGCGUGGCCACGGAGACCCUCUGCCAGCUUCUCACCCAGGCCCGUAACCCGGAGGAGCUGGCUCUGGCGUGGCAGCUCCACACCACGCUCUCCUCCUGCAUGGUGGGCCUCAUCCCCGCCGCUGUGGCCCACUGCGUGGCCCAGAUCCACACCCACACCUUGGGGCCGCGGCAGCUGAGGCAGCUGCUGCUGAACCUGGCCGCGGCCAUCCAGAGCCGAGACGAGGAGAAAGGAGGAGCGGCGGGAGCACAGUCCUCCAUGGCCGUCCAGGUGGGCUCGGCCGUCUCGGGACACCUCCACGACUUCUGCUCGCUGCUCCUCCACGGCGACACGGCCGUGUCCCACGCCGCCGUGCGCCUCCUGUCCUGCAGCCCGCUCCCCCGGACGUCGCCUCCAGCUCACCUCCUCCUGCUCUCCAGAGCCGCUGUCACUCAUUUCUUCCUGGUCCUGCGGAGGAGAGGGGAAACGGGGAACGUGGGCAGAGACGGGGGCCAGGCGGCCGAGUCCGUGAGCUGCUCCGUUCUGCUCCUGUCCCGCUUGGCGGCGUACUCCCCGCUCACCCUGAAGGCCAUCCUCCAGCAGCUGGUGGAGGGAGCGCUGCACAGAGGGAACGCCCACCUGUUCGGGGGGCAGAUUGCAGACAUGUCCGGGGCUCCGAUCUCCUCUCCGUCCGUCUCCCCUGACCUGGGGGCCUCCCUGCUGGACAUCAACUGUCGGUUUGGAACCACCGUGAAUUUUUCUGGCAGCAUCUGGUCUGUGUUUCACGGAGGCGUGAUCGGAAAGGGACUGAAGGUUCGCACAGACGCACAGCUGCUGGACCCAUCAGUGGUCACCCAGAACAUUCAGACUCUGCUGGCCGUUAUAGUCCAGUGUUGCAGCUCGUCCGGUCUCAACGCCUCCCGGUCACCGUCGGACCCCGACGACCCUUUGCCCAUCAACGCCGAGGCAGCCAAAGUCGUUGCGGUCACCCUGGUGGAAAACGUGUGUCCGGACGUGGCCAACGGGGAGCUGUCCUGGCCCCCCGAGGAGCACGCGCGCACCACUGUGGAACGAGACAUCCACAUCAGACGGUGCUUCGAGGCCCACCCGGUGCUCUUCCCUCUGCUGCAGGUGGUGGCGGCCGGACGUCCGGCCCUCUGCUACUGCUCGGCCGCGCUCCGAGGUCUCCUGGCCACGCUCCUGGCCCACUGGGAGGCGUCGCGCGAGGCGGCGGCCACGGACUCCCCGUGGCACCUGCAGGCCUCGUGCCUCCUGGUGUGCUGCAUGGGAGAGGGCCAGCUUCUGCCUCCCGUGCUGGCCAACGUCCACGAAGCUUUCCACCUCCUGACUCCCUUCGAGGUGAGGCUGCUGCUCCUGGCCGUGUGGGAGUACGUCAGGGGCAACGCGCCGCUCCCCCAGAAGUUCGCCUUCAGCUCCGAGAAGGGCCUGUUCUGCAGAGAUUUUUCACGGGACGGUGACGUGGCGAGAUACGUGGCACCGAUACACAGCGUCCUCCAUAAAAACAUCGACAGACUGGGACACCUCUGCUGGCGGUUUCAGCUCUGAGAUGCAGAUCGUGAGGAAUCAGCAAAGCCUCGAAAAUGGAGAGAAAAUCUCAUGUUACUUUUAAAUAAAUGACAGCAGAACUCUUGUGUAGUUUUAUAGUCGUGUUUGUUUAGAUUUGUAUUGUGUUUUCAGACUUUAUACAUUUCCAGGUAGUUUCUUUCCUGUGUGUUUAAUUUUAAAGAAAUGGCAUGUUAAUUAUUUGUAAAUACAGAUCGACACAAAACAGGAGCCUAAUGUUUCGUUUUGAUUUAAAAUUACAACUUCUCGGAAACUAAUUUUUAGAUUGUUUUGUUUGAAUUUUCAGUUUGUUUGUGUUUUACAGUGUCUCUUGUUCUAAACCUGUUGGAACCACUUCCCAAAAAAUAAAUCUUCCUUUUUGUCCCAAACA
Austrofundulus limnaeus is the source of this 3559-nucleotide messenger RNA. It is a transcript of the gene ints5, whose product is annotated as integrator complex subunit 5. Gene Ontology annotation, cellular component: integrator complex. The coding region runs from base 160 to 3171 and encodes 1003 amino acids. The record is from RefSeq and is a predicted model, not a curated record. The transcript has 4 exons. Lineage: Eukaryota; Metazoa; Chordata; Actinopteri; Cyprinodontiformes; Rivulidae. Gene Ontology annotation, biological process: snRNA 3'-end processing.